Helobdella robusta is the source of this 456-nucleotide messenger RNA. RefSeq lists its product as hypothetical. NCBI's taxonomy places the organism in Eukaryota, Metazoa, Annelida, Clitellata, Rhynchobdellida, Glossiphoniidae. The transcript has a single exon. The record is from RefSeq and is a predicted model, not a curated record. Gene Ontology annotation, biological process: chromatin remodeling. Gene Ontology annotation, cellular component: nucleus. The annotation marks the transcript as partial. Gene Ontology annotation, molecular function: catalytic activity.
AUGCGGCUCAACCUGGAGGGUGGUCACACUGCUACCUUGAUCAGCUGCUAUGCGCCAACUCUUGGAGCAACUUUUGAGGAGAAAAGCUUGUUUUAUGAGCAGCUCGGUGACGCUGUUCAUUCAACACCACACAACCAUCAGUUGUUUGUCUUGGGUGAUUUUAACGCCCGUGUGGGUAAAGACCACAUCUUGUGGCCAAAAGUGCUUGGACGAAAUGAAGUUGGUAGGGAAAAUUCAAAUGGAACCAUGCUCCUCGAAUUUUGUACAGAGCACAAUCUUGUGGUGACAAAUACAGUCUUCCAACAGGCUGACAGGAAGAAGACUAGCUGGAAACAUCCACGUUCAGGACACUGGCAUCUCAUCGACUACAUACUUAUCAGACAACGCGAUCUUCGUCUCGCUCGUCUAACUAAAGCGAUGCGAGCAUCAACAAUGUGGUCAGAUCAUCGCCUCAUC